Molecule: messenger RNA, 1167 nt
Organism: Anopheles gambiae (African malaria mosquito)
Lineage: Eukaryota; Metazoa; Arthropoda; Insecta; Diptera; Culicidae
Product: protein flightless-1-like
Exons: 1
Coding region: 171-1163 (330 amino acids)
Molecular function (GO): protein binding
Source: RefSeq, a predicted model, not a curated record
GAAAGUUACUACUUUUUGUUUACGUGCUUUCAAUCCCAUUUUUAACUUCCUGCGUAUUGAGUCUGGAAUGGUCCUGUGAAAUACGUGAUCAGUGUAUUAUCGAUCGUUUCGAUCCCAGAAAGAUAAGUCUAGGCUCACUACGAUCGCAACUACCAACGCGGCUAAAAUUUAUGCACUUUCGCAACUUCAAAGGGACCUCGAUCGGUCAUUCGAUAUUUAACCACAUUGAAGACACAAUCGCAAACGUGCAAAUUAGGAACUCGACAGUGUUGAGGAAAAUCAUUGUCCCAGGCAACGUUACGAUCAAACAACUCACUGUAGUGCAAACGCGCCUAGCUUGGAUUCACUUCCAGCCAAAUGACGUGAUCGAAGGGAUUUGGAUAACUUCCAGCCACCUGCAACAGAUACCACCGUCGCUGAAGAAUUUGAAAAACCUUGAAGUAAUCCGACUGCAGUAUUCUUACAUUCAGCAUCUUGAUUUGGAGUUGUUGAUUGAUUGUCGGUCUUUAGAUACGCUGGACUUGAUGCAUAACAAAAUCCACACGAUCACCAGUACGCUUAGCGAUGGCCAACGGCGUCGCCUCUUCUUGCUGGAUCUGAGCAACAAUCAACUCCAAACCGUUAACCUUGAGGUUCUUGCUCCCAUCGGAUGGUUUGUGUAUGUGGACUUAUCGCACAACAAAAUUAACCUGCUCGUUGGACGAUUUGCUGGCGAUGACAUGAGAAGUAUUAAGCUAUCCAACAAUCGUCUCAAAGUGCUUGACUUUUGUCAGUGGGAACCUGUGCCACGGUUUACUUUCAUAUAUUUUGGAUCGAAUGAGCUUUCCCACUUGCCCAACUGUCUUGACCGUUUCGCGAGCCUUACCUACGUAGGCUUCCAAAGCAAUAAGCUCAAGAGUGUAAGCAUGGACGUGUUUGGCGCGAUGGACAAUCUCACUACUUUGGAUCUAUCGUCGAAUGAGAUUUCACGCAUAGCCUUCCACGAAGAUCGACAUCCCAAACGAUUGUCAAGGCUUAUUUUGAGCAAAAAUAAGGUGGAAUGUAGCCACGAUAAUGACAUGCCGUUCUGUCCGCUGGAAAUUGAAUUUAAAUCAAGGGACAAGAAUAGUGACUGGGAACGAAAUAACAACUCUUUACGAGAGCAGCUAACGAUCGUUACUUAAAAUG